AUGAAUGAACAAGCUUCAUUUAAAGUGACUGAUCCAUUUCAAAUAGUUUUAUUAGAGAAUGAACCAAUUUUAGAUGAAAUAGAGGAAGAAUUAACAAUAGAAAAAGGGAUAAUCAAAUAUGAAGAAAAAGAAAGAAUAAUAACAAGUAAAGACGGGAGAAUAUUAAAACAUUGUCAAAAUGUAUUAAAUCAAAUAACACAAAAAUAUAAUUAUUAUAUAUUUAAAGUAAAAAUAAAACCACAAUUUAAUGAAGAAUUAGUAAAUAUUCAUUUAAAUUCAUUAACUAGAAUUAUAGGGAUAUACAAAGAAUUAAAAUUUAACAAAUUAGAUUUACCAGUAGAAAAUGAGAUAUAUGAUUAUGUUGUAUAUACAAAUCCUCAAACUAAUAAAAAUGGAAUUGAAUUAUUCAUAAAGACAUUAAUUAAAAUUAAUGUAUUUAAUGCUUAUUAUGAUUUAGUUGAAUUACCUGAAUUAUUCAAAUCUAAUUUUAUUGAAAUUUGUAAUAUCCUUAAAACAAACUCUUUAACUUCAAUUCCUUUUAAACUUGAUAUUAAUUCAUCUCCUCAAAUUUUUGGAUUUGAACAUUGUUUUAAACAAUUAAUUCAUUUUAUUGAGAGUGUUCAAAAAAGUCAAUUUACUACUUUAAAAAUUAAAUUUAAAAAUCAUUUGACUUUCUUUCAUAAAGCAUUUUAUGAAGAAAAAUUUGCAACUUUAACCACUCAAGCAAACUGGGAUAUUAUUAAGCUUCAAUAUAAAAUUUUCUUUAAAGAAGUUAAACCAGGUUUAUUUGACUGUUUCGUUAAAGCUCCUAAUAAUGUUAUUAAAAUUGUUAUUUCUCAAAUUACUGAAUUUUUUAAUAAUAUCGUUUUAAUUACUGUUAUUAAUAACGUUAAAAAGUCUGAUGAAAAAGAUUUACUUCUAUUCUCAAGAACUCAUGACACUCCUUAUAAUGCACUUUAUUUCAUCAGUCAUGGAAAAGUGAAUCAAAUGAUUGCUGUUAUUAAUCUGUGUAAAGAUUUUCAUUCAGUUAAUAUGAUGACUUAUAAAGAGGAAUUAACUAAUUUUAUUUUCGAAAAAUAUAUCACUUCAUUACCUCAAAAUGAAGACUUGGAAUUUGAGGAAUUAGAUAUUCCAGAAUUAGUUAAGUCUCCAACUAACAUAAUAAGUCAAUCAAAAAAUAUACCAAAUCUUAUUGAUGAAAAUUUCAACCAAAAAACUAAUGAUUCUGCAAAUCAAUCUGGAGAUUGUACUUUUGAAAUUGAUAAUAAUCUUGAAUCUCAAUCACAAAAUGAAAUAAUAAAUAUUCCAAAUGAAAAUCAUUCACUUUCAUUCCAUCAAGAAUAUUAUGAUGAAAAUACUGAGUCAAAUUAUUAUGAAGAUAAUUAUUUCAAUCAAACAAGUUACAAUGAACAACUCAAUCAAGAAAACUUUUCUCAUGAUGACCAACAAUGUGAACCUCCUCCUCUUCCACCAAAACCAAAAAGACUUCAAAAAGAAGAACAUCCCAUUCAAGAAAGUACCAAUGUUAUUAAUAGUCUUCAAGAAAAAGAAAGUCAAGAGUCUUUUUACACCUUAGAAACAAAUGAAAAAAUAACUGAUCAAACACAAAUUAUUUCACAAGAAGAACUACAACCAAUAACUUUACCUAGUCCUUGUGUUGAGGAUAAACAAACUUAUUAUAAUGUACUGUCAGACUCAUGUGAAAAACAAAAUGAAAUCAAUCAACAAAAUCUUUGUGACCAAAUACCUCAACAAGAAGACUCUGAACCUUAUAAUGAAUAUACUGUCUCACAAAUAUCUGAAGAAAAACAUCAAGAAGAAGUAAUAGAAAGAAAUCAAUAUAAUGAUCCAAUUAGUGAACACGUCAAUCAAAGUCAAGUUGAGAGUAAUACUGAUAAAAUAAACCAAGAACAAGUUACUAUUUCUGUUUUAGGAGAAGAGUUACAAGAGAUAGAAAAUAAUACAAAUAAUAUACCUAAUGACCAACAAUGUUAUGACCAUUUUAUUGGACAAGAAAAUGAAGAUGACAUUCAAAUAGUUAGACAAAUUUCUAGAAGACCAACCAGAUCAUCUAAAAACAGAAAACCAGCAACAAAAAAAUUAUUUGAACAAUUGAAAGAAAUGAAAAUAGAAGAAUUAAAAGAAGAAAUAAAAAGCAAUGAAGAAUUAAAAGAAGAAAUAAAAGAGAAUGAAAUUAAAGACACAACACAAGAAGAAAUUAAUAAAAAAGAAAUAAAUUCACAGGAGUCUUAUCAAAUUGAUACUAAAUUAACAGAAGAAGAGAACCAAAAUAAUAAAGAACCAAAUAUUAUUGAUCAACAAAACGAAUGUCAAGUUGAAGAAAAAACUAUAAAAACAUCUAAUGACCAAUUAACAAAAGACCAAAUUGAUAAGAAACACUCAAAUGUUAAUCAAAUGUUAUUAGAAGAUUUACAAAAAACAUUACAUACUACAAAAAAAGAAAAUAAACCUUCUAUUAAUUCUACAAAUUGUAUAAAUGAAAAUACUACAAACCAAUCUUUUCUUCCAAUACUUCAAAUUAAACUUAAAAAAACUUCUCCUAUAAAAAAACAUGAAUUACCAAUUCAAGAAGAAGAAACAGAAUUUCAAAAAAUAAUGAAAAAACGAAGAGAACAAAGUAAUUAA
This is a messenger RNA of Entamoeba nuttalli P19, 2646 nucleotides long. RefSeq lists its product as hypothetical. Bases 1 to 2646 code for a protein of 881 amino acids. The transcript is spliced from 2 exons. NCBI's taxonomy places the organism in Eukaryota, Evosea, Mastigamoebida, Endamoebidae. The record is from RefSeq and is a predicted model, not a curated record.